Oppia nitens is the source of this 3712-nucleotide messenger RNA. It is a transcript of the gene dia, whose product is annotated as protein diaphanous homolog 2-like. Gene Ontology annotation, molecular function: microtubule binding; small GTPase binding; actin binding. The coding region runs from base 38 to 3604 and encodes 1188 amino acids. Lineage: Eukaryota; Metazoa; Arthropoda; Arachnida; Sarcoptiformes; Oppiidae. The record is from RefSeq and is a predicted model, not a curated record. Gene Ontology annotation, biological process: actin filament polymerization; actin cytoskeleton organization. The transcript has 10 exons. Gene Ontology annotation, cellular component: cytoplasm; actin filament.
ACCAUAAAAUCAAAAUUAUUGCAAAAAUCAAAAAACAAUGAGUGAUUUCAAGUCUAAGGACAAGAAGAACAAGAAGAAUAAGUUGCAGGAUGUGUUGGCCGGUAGUGUUCAGACGGUAUUCAAGUCGAAAAACAAGAACAGCAACAACAACAACAACGGUGGACAUCAUCAUCAACACGUGUCGGCACGCGAUAGCGUUAACACCACGGCUUAUGACGGCUACGAUAACAAUGGUUUGUCAAGACUAUCGGCGGCGGCGGCAAUACAGACACAUCAUCUUCAGCCAACAGCCAACCAAAGUCAUCACUCGUAUCACAGCAGACCAAACAGUGAAGAGAUGACACAUCAUUCGUACGAAUCACAGUCUAUGAUGAUGGCCAGCGAUGACCGACACUUGUCGUUACCCAAUUUGGAUCAGCUAACCGAUGAUGAUAUUAACAGUCAAUUUGAAUCAAUGCUUGAUGACAUGAAUCUAAACGAAGAGAAGAAGCAUCCAUUGAGAGCUAUGCCAAUCGAACAGAAGAAAACAAUGCUUGGCUCACAUUUUAAACAAAAAUUUGCCUCAAAUACGACCAGUCGGUCGAGAUUUGUGUCGCCAACCGAUUACGUAAAGUAUAUUCAGGAGAACACCGACAUCAACAGCGAUAAGCUUUACCGAUGUAUCGAAUCGUUACGUAUUGAACUGACCAAUAAACCCGUUUCUUGGGUCAAACAAUUCGGCCAAAACCAAGGCCUUCAAUGUUUGUUGUCGUUGCUGAACAACUGCUAUCAGUCGCAGAGUUCGUCAAUCGCACGACAGGCCAAUAAAGUACAACACGAAUGCAUCAAAUGCUUGAAGGCUUUGAUGAAUAAUACGGCCGGAUUUAAUCAAGUAUUUGAACACAACGAAGCCCUAACAAUACUGGCCCGAUCUCUAGACCCUAAUCUACAAACAGUGAUGAGCGAAGUGGCCGAGAUGUUGGCUGCACUUUGUCUCGUCAACAAAGAUGGCAUCAAUGGUCACGACAAAGUACUGGAAGCGAUGACCAUUUGUUCCGAAAUCAACAAUAACAACGACAACCGUUUUGGACCGAUUAUCGAAGGGAUGCGAAACACUUCCAACGUAUCGUUACGGUUGGCGUGUAUGCAAUUGAUUAACGCACUCAUCACCAACAACGACGACUUUGACUUCAGAAUGCAUUUAAGGAACGAGUUUUUCAGAAACGGUUUCUAUGAUCUUUGGGAUAAUUCACUCUUACCAUUGAUUCAACCGCACAAUGAGUCCGAAGAGAUGCCAGUAGUGAUGCUCAAGGGUUUGUUAACGAAGACUGCGAACGACAAGUUAAUCGAUAUGAUUAAUGUGUUCAACAAUGCCAAGGAUGAGGACUUUGAAGAGUUGACACAACGUUAUGAAAACAUCCGAUUCGAGUUAGAAGACAUGGAUGACUGUUACCAUCUAAUAAAAAAUAGUGUUUCCAAUACAACGGCUGAUAGUCAUCUGUUGUCAAUUUUUCAACACCUUUUACUUAUCAGAGACGAUGCAUAUUCUCGACCUGCUUAUUAUCGACUAAUUGAAGAAUGUGUUUCGCAAAUAGUGUUACACAGGAAUGGAGUGGAUCCCGAUUUCAGACACAACAAGCGAUUCAAAAUAGAAGUCGAUUACGUUAUCGAUCAUAUAGUAGAGCGAUCAAAGGAAGAAGAGGACAAGAUUAGCUCUGAACUGAACAAAAAACUUGAAGAAGCGUUGACUGCCAAAGAAGAAAGUGAAGCUAAAGUACAACAGUUGCAGACAAGACUACAACAAUUGGAAAGUAAUCAAAAGGAUACUAAAGAAAAGCCAAAGCCUAGUGUAGGCAUUCCUCCACCGCCGCCACCUCCACUACCCGGUGCUUCUAAUAUUCCUCCGCCUCCGCCACUACCAGGAAUGGCUGGUUUUGGUAUUCCGCCGCCACCUCCAUUGCCAGGUGGCGGUCCACCGCCACCACCUCCACUACCUAUGUCUGGAGGACCUCCACCCCCGCCUCCUUUACCAGGAAUGGGUGGACCGCCGCCGCCACCACCUCCUGGAAUGCCGUUUGGUUUUCAACCGAUGGUCAACGCCAACCAAAUUGAGUUUCCUUAUGAUAUAAAGCGUAAAAAAUAUGAACCCAAGACACCGCUUAAGAAACCAAACUGGAAGAAGUUGACACCAACUAAAGUAUGCGAAGACUCCAUUUGGAUUGAAGUCAAAAGCGAUGAACAAUUGGUUGGCGACGAUGUCUUUGAUUCAUUGGCACAACAGUUUUCAUCUGAUCCAAAGGCAAGAAUACAAAAAGAAGUAUCAAAUACUAGUGAUAGAGUUAUGACAACCAAAAAGACCAAAGAACUCAAAGUUCUCGAUCACAAAACGGCACAAAAUCUAAUGAUACUCUUGAGCUCAGUUAAAAUGUCUGCCGAUGAACUCAAGAACCAUAUAAUAUCAGUGAAUGAGGAAGACUUGAGUGAAACAAUAUUACAGCAAAUACUUCGAUAUCUUCCACCACACGACCAACUGUUACGUCUUGAGGAGUCUCGCUGUGAAAUCGAUAGUCUUCAUGAAGCAGAAAAGUUUGCACUAACUUUGGGAUCAAUUAAAGGUUUAACCAAACGUCUGAACGCCAUAUCAUUUAAGAUGAAAUUUGCUGAAUCGGUUAAUGACAUCAAACCAGAUGUGGUCAACGGUACGACUGCCUGUGAAGAGCUGAGAAAGUCAACAAAAUUCAAACACAUAGUUAAGGUAGUGCUGGCUAUCGGCAACUUUAUGAACGCCGGAUCGCGUAACGCACAGGCGAUUGGUUUUGAAAUAAGUUUUCUACCGAAACUCAGUUCAACCAAAGCGGCCGAUAAUAAGACAACAUUAUUACACUUUUUAGCACAAGUUGUCGAUGAAAAACAUACCGAUUGUCAAAACUUUUGGGAAGAAAUUAUUCACACCGAUAAAGCUGCCAGAGUAUCACCCGAACAAAUACAAAAAAAUUUGAAUGCAAUGAGAAAAAGUAUAAACGACUUGGAAUUGGAUCUAAAAAUCUUUAAGCCAUUGAACACUGAAGACAAAUUCGGAGAUAUUAUGUCCAAGUUUUUGAUUGAAGCCAAAGAAAAGUUUCAGUUAUUGGAACAGAUGUUCAACAAAAUGGAUAGACUUUAUAAAGAGUUGGCCCGUUAUUAUUCGUUUGACCAGAAAAAGUACACAAUGGAUGAGUUCUUCAAUGAUAUCAAGUCGUUUAAGGAUCAGUUCAUCGAAGCCAAGAAUGAAAACUUAAAGAAGAGAGAGAUCGAAGAGAAGAUGAGACGAGCCGUCAAAGCUAAAGAAAUGGCCGAACGAGAGAAACUGGAGAGACAAUCAAAACGAGUCAAUCUGGACAUCGGUAAAGAACAAGAGGGCGUUUUGGACAGUCUUUUAGAGCGACUCCAGACGGGCUCGGCUUUUGCACAACCAAAACGAAAACGACAACAACGACCUAUUAAUCCAAGUGAUCGACGCCAAGUAUUGAAUCGGACCCGAUCUCGUAAUUCAUUUGAAACGUCGUCGACAUCAUUCACACCAUUGUCCUCCAGUAACGUCAACAACAACAACAACAACAACACUAGAAAAAUGAAUUAUUACUAAACCUAACGAUACUUACGAUACUAUUUUCAUUAUAUUGCCGUUAAUUUGUUUUUGUUUUUUAAAUUAAUGCCUUUAUUUCAUCAUAAAAUUGGUGCCUUUUUUAUUAUA